This is a messenger RNA of Ornithodoros turicata, 1829 nucleotides long. It is a transcript of the gene MICU1, whose product is annotated as calcium uptake protein 1 homolog, mitochondrial-like. Gene Ontology annotation, cellular component: uniplex complex. Bases 109 to 1656 code for a protein of 515 amino acids. Gene Ontology annotation, molecular function: calcium ion binding. The record is from RefSeq and is a predicted model, not a curated record. NCBI's taxonomy places the organism in Eukaryota, Metazoa, Arthropoda, Arachnida, Ixodida, Argasidae. Gene Ontology annotation, biological process: mitochondrial calcium ion homeostasis; calcium import into the mitochondrion. The transcript is spliced from 12 exons.
GUGGAAUCCAAAUGAAGUCGAAGUUUAAUCCACAGCAGUUGCGUUUCUUGCGCUCUGUGUUGUGAUAUAAAUUUUGCGAUGUAAAUAUGUGACUAAGACAACGAAAAUAUGAGCAUCUUUGCGUUGUGUCAGCGCGGCCUCGGCAUGGCCAGAGGAAACAGCUUGGUCAUGUACACACGUUAUGGAAACUCAAGUUGCAUGAACCGCUGCUCCGGUGCAUCUGCCUUGUGCGUAAUACAACAAAGUAGACAACAUUAUAACUUUGGUCACAAAAAGAGGAAGAACAAAGGUAUCGAAAUCGCCUACGGCAUCUUCUUGAUUGGGGCAUCGUCUGCGUUUGUAAUCGACUACCCAUGGAUUGCCAGAACGAUAUGGAACCGCGUUAAAGACAUCUUCAAAGUCAGCGCUGAGAGCAGCGUUUCCGAUGCUAGCAGUGCGGAUCCGCACGAAUCGGAUACGGAGGAAAGCAAAGGAAAAGGCAAGGGGAAGAAAAAGAAAGACAAACCGGGAUUCAGAGACAGAAAAAUAAUCGAAUACGAAAAUCGUAUCCGAGCGUACUCGACACCGGAUAAGAUAUUCAGAUAUUUUGCUACUAUGAGGGUUUACAACGAGAAUGGAGAAUCGGACAUUUUCAUGUCACCUGAAGAUUUUUUGCGCUCCAUUACUCCAGGCACUAAGCAACCCGAGGGUUAUGGCCUCGAUCAGUUCAAGAGGAUCGAUAUUAAGACUGAUAGUCCCACUGGAGCUGGGUACAGGCUUUCUGCUGACAUGGAUGGCAAGACUUUUGCGGGAUUGAAAAAAGACAGCAUCUUCUACAAGCUGAGUUCUUCUGGCCUUAUCAAUUUCUCAGACUACAUAUUUCUUCUCACCGUGUUGUCAGCAUCAAGGCGUCACUUUGAGAUCGCUUUCCGAAUGUUUGACCUCAAUGGAGACGGCAAUGUCGACUACGAGGAGUUCGAAAAAGUACAAACAAUCAUACGCAGUCAGACGUGCAUGGGCAUGCGACAUCGCGACCACCAGACUACUGGCAGCAUCUAUCGUGGAGUUAGCAGUGCAUUGUCUACCUACUUCUUUGGCCCUAAGCUUGAUAAGAAGUUGACAGUAGAAAAGUUUCUCAACUUUCAGCACCAGUUACAGACAGAGAUCCUUACUCUUGAGUUCAUGAGAAAGGAACCAGAUGAGGGGAACUUCAUUCGGGAAUGGGACUUUGCUGACCUGUUGCUCACGUACGCUGGCCUGCCCGACAAGAAACGCUCGCGUAUGCUAAAACGUGUUAAAAAGGCAUUCAAGCCUUGUUCACAGGGUAUCAGCUUGGAUGACUAUCUCCAGUUCUUCCACUUUUUAAGCAACAUUACAGAAGUGGAUACGGCCCUGACGUUUUACCACAUUGCUGGUGCUUCGAUUGAUGAGGCAACACUGAAGCAUGUGGCCAAGACAGUUGCCCAUGUGGACCUUCGGGAUCACGUCAUAGAUGUUGUAUUCACAUUGUUUGAUGAAAAUAUGGAUGGCCAGCUCAGUAACAAGGAGUUUGUGUCUGUCAUGAAGGAACGCCUUCACCGUGGGCUCGAGAAGCCAAAGGACACAGGCUUUGUAAAGCUGAUUAACUCUGCCUGGAAAUGUGCAAAACUGAAGAAACCAGUAUUGCUUGACAUCUGAGCCCACGGACUAGUCAUUACCUCGUCACACUGCUACAUUGUAGUGUAGGUGUUUUAAAGAAUGUAGAUAUGCUGGAGACACUCCGUAUCGCAUAAGGCGAUAGGCUUUGAAGCCAUUGUAUCUAGUUUGUAUCUCUGCUGUUUUAUUGUUUCAAUAAAAAUAACUAAAUUUCC